CUUCUGUGUCGUCCUUUCCGGUUCCGCUCUGGCUCCCUCCUCCACGCGCCUUUCUCUCCUCUUUCUCUCUCCUCUCUCUCAAAAGAGGGGCAACGUGAUUGGAAGGUCCGCUCGAUGCGUUUGGAAGGCGCGUUCCGAUUGGUUCACGCCACCCGGCUGGGCGGGGCGUGAGAGAGGGAGAAAAAGCACGCGCCGAAUUGCGAUUGGUCAAAGGGAGUUGGUGACGUCACGGCUUUGCUGGCAAUCCUGAGAAGUAUUUUCAUCUUCAAUAUAUUAGGGUGCCUAUGGAUUAUCUUUCCAAACCCGGCCUUUUCGGCAUCAUUGCCAGCGUUGCCUGCGGGGUCUGCCUGGGCUGGGGUCUCCGGGGCCGUUUUUCCCGACCGGCCAAAGCCAGGAGGCCCACGGCUGCCGACGAAGUGGGCAGCGAAGCCAGUGUGAUGGGGGAAUCCGGAGAAUUCAAGAUGGUGGUGGUGGUGCGGAACGACCUGAAGAUGGGGAAGGGCAAAGUGGCCGCCCAGUGCUCCCACGCUGCCGUCUCGGCGUACAAACAGCUCCAGCGCCGCAGCCCCGAACUCCUGAAGCAGUGGGAGUAUUGCGGGCAGCCCAAGGUGGUCCUCAAAGCUCCCGACGAAGAAGCUCUCGUCCAGCUCCUGAGCGAAGCAAAAAGGUUGGGGCUGACGGUGAGCUUGAUCCAAGAUGCCGGGCGUACCCAGAUCGCCCCAGGCUCCCGGACUGUGCUUGGCAUCGGCCCAGGGCCGGCGGAGGUUGUGGAUCAAGUUUCGGGCCAUCUAAAACUGUACUGACUGUCUGGUGCGGACAUAAGGUGCGGAUUGUAAGACCAAUGCCUUUUUUUUUUUUACAAAGUAAACUAUUUUGCACAGAAUGGUCUCUCUUAGCCUCGCAUUUGUGGCCUGACAUACAGAGGGAGCCUAGCCCAAAAUAUGGAUUGUGAAAUAUAAUCACAUUUUUCUUUCAGCAAGACGGUAAAAUAUGGGAAUCUUGUGAGAAUGUUGGGAAGGUGAACACGAAGACCCUGAAAGCUGGUCUUGGGGAUCCCCUUCUCUUAGAUGCACUUAUAAUGAUGGAAGUUUGAGUGCCAAUAAAACAUUUGCAAACUGUUCAGUGCCCCAAA
Anolis sagrei ordinatus is the source of this 1132-nucleotide messenger RNA. NCBI's taxonomy places the organism in Eukaryota, Metazoa, Chordata, Lepidosauria, Squamata, Anolidae. The record is from RefSeq and is a predicted model, not a curated record.